AUGACUCGCGACUCCCAGACACAAUCCGCAUUCGUUAGCCGUCUGCCGCGUGAGGUUCGCGAUGCUGUCUACUUCCAAAUGUGGCACUCAUGCGGUCUUCGCCAGCAUAUUCUAUGGCAUGGCGCCGCAGAGGACAAGCAUUUCUGUCAAUGGUCGUGGACUACGGAGUACCAGGUCGAGGACGAACUACAACGCGACAUUGAGAAGAUGAGAGACCAGCUCGGAGUCUCGCUGGGCCAGGAGAUAACGACUACAGUCUCCAUGGAUGAAUCAUUGGCUCUGCGGCGAGCGCGCAUUCGAAAAGCACGGUAUUUCAGCUAUCCGUGGAUCCAGCACCACGACGAUCGUUUGCUGGAAAACAGAGAGGAAGGUUACGCCUCAUCGACCGUGGGCAACCGCAUACAUUCCCAUGCUAUUGUCGUGCAAGGUCAUGUAGGUGGCGACCCGUCAUCAUAUGACUCCUGGCCAUACCUGAAUACUUACAACUUCAGCUCUACUGAGUGCCUUCAAUCCAUAUACGAGUCGACAACGUUCAUAUUCACCGAUCUGGCGACAGUCCAAAUGUUCUUUGGCGCCUGCGCCAUGCACCCAGCGAUGAAGACGGCUAAGACGGGGGUAACGCCCCCGGCGUUCUUCAAACAUGCCCGAAACUUGGAGCUGUCUCUGAGUCCGGACUUCCCGGCGCUGCUGAUGUGUGCUAAUUACGAUCUCCCUGGUAUCCCUCGUCGCCACGACGUCCACGACUUCCACUGGCUGCGGUUCGACAAGUUCAAGAAUUUACAAAACGUUUACAUAUGGAUUGCAGCGCGAUCCCUUACUUGCGGCAUUGAAGCUAACAGUAGCUUCUACGGCAUUAAGGAGUUCAACGUCCAGGGGUUGAAAGACAUGUUAUACUCAUUCAAGACUAUCGAAUCCGUCACGCUGAGUACACCGUUGAGCCAAAGGAUCGGCCCUCAAGAGGGCUAUGUGGAUAUCGGUACAGCGCCCGGUGUGCGACUUUACAAACGGGGCUCGGGAGACAAGUUUCAUCCAUUUCUGACAUUGAUAGAGCUGGGUUGCGUGUUUGAUGGACUCAUUUAUACCCACCCCACAGAGUGA
Colletotrichum gloeosporioides is the source of this 1098-nucleotide messenger RNA. RefSeq lists its product as uncharacterized. The record is from RefSeq and is a predicted model, not a curated record. NCBI's taxonomy places the organism in Eukaryota, Fungi, Ascomycota, Sordariomycetes, Glomerellales, Glomerellaceae. The transcript has 2 exons. The coding region runs from base 1 to 1098 and encodes 365 amino acids.